Myotis myotis is the source of this 584-nucleotide messenger RNA. Its product is annotated as alpha-tubulin N-acetyltransferase 1-like. The coding region runs from base 1 to 438 and encodes 145 amino acids. The record is from RefSeq and is a predicted model, not a curated record. The transcript has 4 exons. NCBI's taxonomy places the organism in Eukaryota, Metazoa, Chordata, Mammalia, Chiroptera, Vespertilionidae.
AUGGUUUACCUAUGUAAGUCUAAUUGCCCCUCUCUGCACUCCUGUGCUAUUCCUUUAGUCCCCUCCUCUGAUUCCUCCACACCCACUCACCUUCCCCCCUGCAGCCUCUUCCCCAUCGCCUGCCAUUUCUCCUACAGGGGGGCUCCCCCAGGGCUGGUAGCCCAGAGCUGCUGCUACAGCCGCUAUGGGGGGCUGAAUUCCUCAUCCGCCAGCACAGGCAGCCAAGCAUGGAAGCAGGGGGAACAGGAAACAGACAAUAGGGCCGCCAGCCAGGAGACCUUGUCACAGGAUGGGAGUGGGGAGGCCCCCAUGCACACAGUGCCUCCACAGGCCCAGGCCCCCGCCCCCCCAGCCCAGCACUGCACAGUGGCGGGGGACAUGUUCAACGCCAGGUUCAUUCGCAACUUGCAGGAACGGCGCAGCACCAGGCCGUGGUGACUGCAGCCCCGCCACACCUGCAGUCCUCGCACUGCGGGAGCAGCCACCGCCGCCUUCCCGUGCCUGUAUUCAUUCACUCGUUCAUUCAUUCAACAGGCCUUCUUAGCAGUGCCCAACCAUUUCUAUCCUCACCAAAGCAAUAAAGU